AUGUAUGUCUUGUCGCUAAUCACAGAACUAUCAAGCUAUGGCGUCAUCAAAAUCGCAUGUGGGGAUAACCACUCCCUCGCCCUCACUCGAGAUGGACGCUUAUUUUCCUGGGGGAGUAACGGCAAUGGCCAGCUCGGCAUCAAGCAGGAGCGGAGUACUCGACACCACAACGCCGUACCGACUCAAGUUGAAGGCCUCGCAGAUGUUACAUUGCAACAUAUUGCCGCUGGGGGCGCUCACACUGCCGUUGUUUCCUUAACUGGUUCUGUCUAUGUAUGGGGCAGUAACUCGCACGGACAACUAGGCCUCCUAGUAACACAAGAUGUGAAGAUACCUUACAAGUUAAAGCUAGUUAGGGAAGGAGUGAAGCACAUCUCUUGUGGAGAAAAUUCUACCAGUUUCUUGUUUAAGAAUGGCGAGCUGUAUGUUCUUGGAAUGGGUGUAGGAAUGCAUCCACACCAGUGGUACAAGACUGAACUGAGCCCGGGACGAACAGAUAAAACUCAUCUCUACUCAUCCUUGCAAUCAUACGGUCGCUAUACUUUCGUCGUCGAGCAGUCCAGCGGUAGACCGUUUGUUCUGGACCACGGAGAGGUAGGCGAUCUAGAUCUAAACGGACCUUCCCAAUACCUGCAACUCGAUCCCCUGGAAGAAACCCCAUUCGCUGAUGUCUUUGGACUCCAAUCGCUCCCGGAAUGGCCUCCCAGAUGGGAUAACGUUGACAUGGAACUGUAUAAAGUUCAGAAGGACGGUACAUUUGAUAAAAUGUUUUGA
This is a messenger RNA of Strongylocentrotus purpuratus (purple sea urchin), 774 nucleotides long. RefSeq names its product probable E3 ubiquitin-protein ligase HERC3. NCBI's taxonomy places the organism in Eukaryota, Metazoa, Echinodermata, Echinoidea, Camarodonta, Strongylocentrotidae. Bases 1 to 774 code for a protein of 257 amino acids. The record is from RefSeq and is a predicted model, not a curated record. The transcript is spliced from 6 exons.